AAAAAACAGAGAACUUUUUGAUCCAGUCAAAUAUUUCUCUUUUCUUCCCAUUUUCGCUUCUUAUUCCUUCCAUCUUCCACACAACUUCCUAGGAAAAUUAAAGCCUCUCCUUUUCUCACUUUCAGAUUGCUUUUUUAUCUCUUUCUCUUGGUUUAUAUCUCUCCCACUUGUCCCUCAUCAUCACAUGUCACCUGGAAUCAUUUCUACUCUCUCAUGUUCUGGUCUGUUUUAGUUAGUGAAUCUUAGUAGAUACCCAUUUGCUGUAAUUGCCCAUUCUUCUCAUUCUGCAAGCUCAAUUUCCAUGCUUGUUGGUUCUCCAAUACUGGCAUAUUUCCUCCAUUUUGUUAGAUUAUAGUCUUAUUGUUCUCACCGCAUUUUGUAUGUGGAGAGGGCCAUGGAUUGCGAGCAAAAGACUCUCAUCACUGAGCUGACCCAAGGGAAAGAGCUAGCAGAACUGCUAAGAAAUAAUCUUAACUCUAUUUCGUCGCUUGAUACGCGUCAAUUCCUUGUUGAGCAGAUACUUUCCUCCUAUGAAAAAGCACUUUUCCUGCUAAAUUGGGGUGGUUGUGCGGUUGAAAUUAAGCCCACAAUUAGUACAUUGGAAUCACCAAACUACUAUGCCAACAGCAGCCCUAAGAGUGAUGUCUCAGAUCAAGAUUGCAAGGAUCAAUGUCAAAAAGAUGUUUACAAGAAGAGAAAGACAGAACCCAGAUGGACCGAGCAAGUGAAGGUCUGUUCAGGGACGGGUCUGGAAGGGCCACUUGAAGAUGGUUAUAACUGGAGAAAAUAUGGCCAGAAAGAUAUUCUCGGGGCUAAUUUUCCAAGAGGAUAUUACAGAUGCACUCACCGUCACUCACAAGGUUGUUUGGCUACAAAACAAGUUCAGAAAUCAGAUCAGGACCCUACAAUUUUUGAAGUGACCUAUAGAGGAAGACAUACAUGUUUACAAGCCUCUCGUUUAGCAGUAGCCUUAUCACCAGCAUCCCUGAAAAAUGACAAAUCGAAACAAGACAAGGAUAGUUGUCAAGUAGAACAACCUGAACAGAAGCCAAAGCCAUUGAAGGAGUUGUCUUUCAACUUUAGAGAAGAAGUUAAAAGCCAGGACUCGAACAAUGUGGAGGACAUAUUUCCAUUAUUUUCCUUUCCAGAUGCUUACAUAGGGAAUGGAAAUGAGGAAAAUGAUAUUUUCAAGGAGUCCAUGAUGGAAAACGAUUUCUUGAGUAGUCUUUCUUCUGCAUUUAUAUCUCCGGCUACAUCUGACUCUAGCUGUUUCGCUAUGACACCAUGCCACAUGAACAGUUUAGGAAUAGACCACAAUGUGAGAACCCCGGAAUCUAAUUUAGCCCCAACUUCGGCUACCAAUUCGCCAAAUGGCUAUUGGGACAUCUCAUUAGAUAAUGUGGAUUUUGAUACCAAUUUCCCUCUGGAUAACCCAGAAUUAUGUACUUAAUUAAUACCAUCACUUGAUGUUGAAGGGAUUGCUCUAGUGGGUGUCGUAGUUUUUUGCAGGUACUUGUCUAGAAUCUAGAAUCAAUGAUGUUGAAGGAAGUUGCUCUAGUGGUUGUUGUAGUUUUUGCAGGUACUUGCCUAGAAUCUAGAAUCAAUGAUGUUGGGGAAAUAAAAAGGAUGAAGGUGCAAAUUAAGCCUUUCUGAUUUGAAAAGUUUCUUAUUAUUUUUUUCUUAAUCAGAAUUCAGAAGAUUCUUGAGGUCU
Hevea brasiliensis (rubber tree) is the source of this 1711-nucleotide messenger RNA. Its product is annotated as probable WRKY transcription factor 46. Gene Ontology annotation, molecular function: transcription cis-regulatory region binding; DNA-binding transcription factor activity. Gene Ontology annotation, cellular component: nucleus. The transcript has 3 exons. Bases 395 to 1450 code for a protein of 351 amino acids. The record is from RefSeq and is a predicted model, not a curated record. NCBI's taxonomy places the organism in Eukaryota, Viridiplantae, Streptophyta, Magnoliopsida, Malpighiales, Euphorbiaceae. Gene Ontology annotation, biological process: regulation of DNA-templated transcription.